AGAGUUUGUUUUGUUUUCAAUUGUUUUGAAGUUUAUCGAAAUAGUGGCUUAAUGGGUGUGUCUAGUCUCCCUUGGCAAAACGCACCGGAAGGGAGGAGGACGUUCCUGUCUUUUUUUUGUUAAGUGUAUGUGUCUGAGUGUGUGGCGUAGGGCAGCUGGGGAUAGGCAGAUCCCCGGUGUUUUCGUGAUGGGAGUAAGCUAACUACGAAAGGGCGAUUACCAGAGCGUCAACUGAAACUAAACGAAAAGAGAAGUAGUCAGCCGUCUCGCUGGGACACUUAGCUGUUUGACUGAUUUACAGAGGAUUCCGAUAUGAUAUUUAUCAGACUAAUUUUCACGUUUUGCUGCCUACGAGUUAUUACAGGUCAGUUUGGGAACCGUCUGAACAAAUAUAUCCGCCACUAUGAGGGCUUGUCAUAUGACACAGAGGCUCUGCACAACAGUCACCAAAGAGCCAAAAGAGCACUCUCUCCUGAAGACAGGGCCAUACAUUUGGAUUUCCACGCUCAUGGAAGAUAUUUUAACUUGAGGAUGAAGAGGGAUACAAAAUUGUUUUCUCCUGAUCUCAUCAUUGAAGUAUCAGGGGAGGAGGAACCCGCUGAUGCAUCACACAUUUACAGCGGGGACAUCUUUGGUGAAAAGGGCACACUAGCCCACGGCUCCGUGGUUGAUGGACGCUUUGAGGGCUUCAUUAAAACCUACCAAGGAACAUACUAUGUUGAACCCUCAGAGAGGUAUCUGCAGGACAAGAAUGUGCCCUACCACUCUGUCAUUUAUCAUGAGGAUGACAUUGAUUAUCCUCAUAAGUAUGGCUCAGAGGGUGGCUGCGCUGACCACUCAGUGUUUGAAAGGAUGAGGACGUACCAGACGUCAGCAGUGCAGGAGCCAGGCAAAGAGGGGAACAGUGUGUUGGAGGACGACCGCUCAGAUGGUCCAGUCAUUCUAAGAAAGAAGAGGGCAGCAGGGAAAGAGAAAAACACCUGCCAGCUUUUCAUCCAGACGGACCACCUGUUUUUCAAAUACUAUGGCUCAAGGGAUUCUGUCAUUGCACAGAUCUCCAGUCAUGUUAAGGCUAUCAACUCCAUUUACCAGGGAACAGACUUCAUGGGCAUAAGGAACAUCAGUUUCAUGGUUAAAAGGAUCAGGGUAAAUGUCACUGAAGAUGAAAAGGACAAGUCGAACCCUUUUCGUUUUGCCAACAUUGGAGUGGAGAAGUUUUUGGAGCUUAACUCUGAGCAGAACCAUGAUGACUACUGCCUGGCCUAUGUCUUCACUGACAGGGACUUUGAUGAUGGCGUGCUUGGCUUGGCUUGGGUCGGCGCACCCUCGGGAAGCUCUGGGGGUAUCUGUGAAAAGAGCAAACUGUACUCCGAUGGGAAACGGAAGUCUCUCAACACUGGUAUCAUCACUGUGCAGAACUAUGCUUCCCAUGUCCCACCCAAGGUUUCGCACAUCACAUUUGCGCAUGAGGUUGGGCACAACUUUGGCUCCCCUCACGACUCUGGGAUUGAAUGCACCCCAGGAGAGUCGAAGCUGCAGGGAAAAAAGGAGCGUGGAAAUUACAUCAUGUAUGCCAGAGCCACAUCGGGGGACAAACUGAACAAUAACAAGUUCUCCAUCUGCAGCGUCCGCAACAUAAGCGGCGUUCUGGCAAAGAAGAGGGACAACUGUUUUGUUGAGUCCGGCCAGCCAAUCUGUGGUAAUGGACUUGUGGAAGAGGGAGAGCAGUGUGACUGCGGCUACAGCGAUCAGUGUAAAGACCCUUGCUGCUACAGCGCCAAUGAAGAGGAGGGCAAAAAAUGCAAACUUAAGCCAGGCAAAAUCUGCAGUCCCAGCCAAGGCCCAUGUUGCACACCACAGUGUACCUUCAAGGGCCCAGAUGAAAGUUGCAGAAAGGUAUCAGAAUGUGCUCAAGAAGGCUACUGCAACGGAGGCACCGCUAUGUGCCCAGCGUCUGAAGCAAAGGCAAACCUCACCUCCUGCCAUUCAGACACACAAGUGUGCCUCAGUGGGGUCUGCUCUGGUUCUAUUUGUAAGAAGUAUGAUCUGGAGGUAUGUACCUGCGCCACCCAAGAUGGACCAGAUGAGGCAGCUGAGCUGUGCCACGUCUGCUGCAUGGAAAAAGGAAACCCCAGCAGCUGCAGCAGCACCGCCUCUGACAGAUGGGCCCAGUUCUUCAACAAGAGACCCACAACGUUGCAGCCUGGCUCCCCCUGCAACGACUUUAAGGGAUACUGUGAUGUGUUCAUGCGUUGUCGAUUAGUGGAUGCCGAUGGGCCUUUGGCAAGGCUGAAAAAAGCCAUCUUCAACCCUGAGCUCUAUGAGAAUAUUGCCGAGUGGAUUGUGGCUCACUGGUGGGCCGUGCUGUUGAUGGGCAUCGCUCUUAUUAUGCUCAUGGCGGGCUUCAUCAAGAUCUGCAGCGUCCACACCCCCAGCAGCAACCCUAAACUUCCCCCACCGAAAGCUCUACCAGGUACACUAAAGAGGAGAAGAGCCCAGCAAGCCAAUCAGCAGGCACAGGGCCAGCGGCCCCGGCAGCACAGAGAGAACUAUCUAAUGGGACAGAUGAGACCCUGAGAGGCUGCUCUGCUCGUCGCCUUGGUUUCUAGUGCCUGAAACGGGAGCAAUUCACUCCAAAGAUUUACCUUUACCACUCAUUGCAAACGUCAAAGAACUAUAAAGAUCUAAAAAGAUUUUAAUGGACACAGCCCAAAGCUUUUAUGGAGGGCAAACAGUCACUCAGCACCUCUGCUCCAAGAGCCAAACUAACAGUAGUUCAAGUAACUUUUAUAGGAAAUAAAUAAUCUUUCCAAUGAGGGUCAGGGGGAGAAAUUCACUGAUCUGUGGUGUGGUCUUAAGCUUAUGAUCUUUUUUUUUUUUAAUGCUUUUUUUCCCUGAAGAGAAUGGAGGAGAGAAAAGCAGUUACUGAUGCCUUCCUCUGUCCUCCAUCUGUGUAACCUCUUUCUUCCCUGCUUCUCUUCCCUGAAAUGCCACCGUCAUCAGCACUAUAUCGGGACUCCAAGGCCUUGUACACGUUUUUUGCUGCCAUCGAAAAAACAGAAUUAAGGCAUUGUGUUCUUGGAGAUCUUGUAUUUUGCCAGUAUGACCAGGUUGUUUUAAAGCAAAGUACCGUCAACCACAGAAGCGUUUCCUUUCGCUCGUGUUCUUAUUUGUACAGAUGUUUCAGAGUAUGUUUCUUUGUUUCAAAUGAAAUUUUAUUUUCUACAUCAUUUACCCUUUUUAAUUCAUGUUCUCAGGAUCAAUUAAACAAUAGCAAAUAAGUGAAAAGAUGGCUUCAUGCAUAUUUCAGGAUGGGGUUUCCAUGAGCUGCCGUGCAGUUUAGGGGGCAGGUUUGUGCUGGUAUGACUAGAAUGUAGAUGCAUAACCUUGAUAAGAAUAUACAGUCACCGGUUAACAGAUAAAGGGGAAGUGUUGUAGUAGGGCUUUGCAGUUGUGUUCACACAAGUAUUUAGCCUUUGCCUGACAUCAAUAACGAUGA
Messenger RNA from Menidia menidia (Atlantic silverside), 3499 nucleotides. Lineage: Eukaryota; Metazoa; Chordata; Actinopteri; Atheriniformes; Atherinopsidae. The record is from the annotation of a GenBank genome assembly.